AUGAGCUGCGUAAAAAUAUUGCAACCAUUGCUCUUCAUUUUUAAUCUCUUAUUCUGGUUGGGUGGUGUGAUUUGCUUGGCACUUGGAAUCUAUUUGUUGUUCAUCGCCGAUCCGAGUGCAUAUUUUGAUGCUCACUCGACGCAUCCCGGCUCAUGGCGAACGGUUGGAUGGCUGUUGAUUGCGGCUGGGUUGCCGAUUGCAUUGAUUGGCUGUUGUGGAUGUUGGGGAGCGUAUCGGCUCAAUCAACCGGCACUCCUUUGUUUCUUCCUUUUACUGAUCAUCGUUUUCUCAUUGGAGCUCGUCGCCGCUUAUGUCGCCUAUCACAAACAGGCUAAUGCACGGAGAUUCGUCGAGGCAAGCAUGUAUGACACUGUCAGGAAUCGCUAUGGAAGCGAUGACAACUAUAAAGACGCUUUCGACAAGAUUCAAACAUCGUUCGAAUGUUGUGGAGUGAAAUCGUACAGUGAUUGGCUGGGCGCUGCUUGGGAUGGAAAAAAAGCUGGUGAUGAUAAAUCACAAGAAGAUCUAAAGCCAGAACAUGGGAUUGGAGCACUCGGUGGACGGGGAAAUGGUUUUGGACGUGUGCCAACAUCUUGCUGUAACGAGCACGGAUUGACGACUUAUCCCUCAAAUUGUGGUGUCUCAUUCACUCACGCUCCACUCUCCACCUACGAGCAAUUCCUUCACCCAAAAGGCUGCUCUGAUGCGCUUUUCGACUUCGCUGACACCUGGCUGAAUAUCAUCAUUUUGGUGUGCGUUUCAGUGGGAAUUUUGCAACUAUUGGGCAUCGUUUUGUCGAUGUGUUUGUGCUGUUGUUUGAACGCGAAACAGAGCAAAGAGUACGAUUAU
Mesorhabditis belari is the source of this 849-nucleotide messenger RNA. The record is from the annotation of a GenBank genome assembly. NCBI's taxonomy places the organism in Eukaryota, Metazoa, Nematoda, Chromadorea, Rhabditida, Rhabditidae.